AUGGCGACAACGCGCAGCGGCACGACCGCCGGCGGGGCUGGAAACGGCAGCCGGUCUCAACUCUCCGUCGUGGUACCUGCAUAUAAUGAGACGGAUAAUAUUCAGCCUCUUUGUGAGCGCCUGUUCAAGGCCACUAAGGAAGCCGGGAUCGAGGCCGAGCUUUUGAUCAUGGAUGAUGAGAGCCCUGGUUCCGAAGCCACCAAGGUCGUGGUUGAGAAGUUGCGCGCAGACUAUCCGAUCCGCGUGCAUUGCCGCCGCCGCUCUGAGGGCCGUGGCCUGAGCUCUGCCGUUUUGCUUGGCUUUGACAUGGCCAAGUACGAGAACAUCCUGUGCAUGGAUGCUGAUUUGCAACACGAGCCCGAGGCCGUGCCGGCCGUCGCAGAUCCCGUCAUGUCGGGCGCAGCCGAGUUUUCCGUCGGCUCUCGCCAUGUUGGGGGUGGCGGUCUGGUUCUGGCCCGUGGUCGCCAACGCUGCAAUCCCAUUGGCUUUAAGAUUGGCCUCGAAAUCAUGGCCCGCUGCCGUUGCGCCUCGGUCCAGGAUGUGGGCAUUACUUUUCGCGAGCGUGUGGCUGGUGAAUCCAAGCUCACGAUGAAGCAGAACGUGCAAUAUCUCGAACAGCUGGCCAUGCUCUACUGGGAUCGCUAUGCUCCGAUCCUGGUGUUGCUACUGGUGGCCAUUCUCGUGGUUCUCUACCUCCUCGCCAACGCCCUUUUCUUCUAG
This is a messenger RNA of Monosiga brevicollis MX1, 720 nucleotides long. RefSeq lists its product as uncharacterized. The record is from RefSeq and is a predicted model, not a curated record. Bases 1 to 720 code for a protein of 239 amino acids. Lineage: Eukaryota; Choanoflagellata; Craspedida; Salpingoecidae. Gene Ontology annotation, cellular component: endoplasmic reticulum membrane. Gene Ontology annotation, molecular function: dolichyl-phosphate beta-D-mannosyltransferase activity. Gene Ontology annotation, biological process: GPI anchor biosynthetic process; protein O-linked glycosylation via mannose. The transcript has 7 exons.